AGCAGGCGUGCAAAGUACCAAGUCCUAACUCGGGGAGGCAGUGAAGACAUGGGGAGCGGGCAGGGUUGCCGGCACCACCACCCAAUCACCGCAGGCAGAGUUCUGAGGUCCGUGUGCGCGGGGUUCGAGAUGUUUUGCUUGACGAUUCGACAGCGCAGGCCAAUGGCCACCACAAAUUUCCUCACCGCCUCAUUGCAUCGGAUCAUUAACGCAUCACGAAGAUGGCCGAAACCACGCCGCUACAGCAGGACCCAGUUAAGGUCGAGGCCGAUGAUGAGACCGGAUCGUCCCUGGGCGACGAUGCUUCUACCACAAGCACCUCUCUUAACUCCAGCGCGCUGGAGUACGAGUAUCGCCAUAGUCGUCGGUACCAUGGAUAUCGCUCCGGGACCUACAGCUUCCCCAACAACGCCCAAGAGCAGGACCGGCUCGACAUAGUCCACCAUGGCUUCUUCCGCCUCUUCAACGACAAACUGCUGCUGGCUCCUAUCGAUCUGGCCGGAAAGCGAGUCCUCGAUAUCGGAACGGAUCAGUUCCCCGAGGCCGAGUUAAUCACGGGCAACGACCUCAGCCCUAUCCAGCCUUCUUGGACCCCGCCCAACGUCAAAUUCAUCGUGGACGACGUGGAGCAGGACUGGGUAGAGCCGCAUUCCUACGACUACAUCCACUACAGGUACAUAGCCGGCUCGAUUAUAAACUGGCCUCGCCUCUUCAAGCAGAUAUACGACAACCUCUCGCCCGGGGGUUGGGUGGAGUUCCAGGAGUCCGACAACAUACUAGUCUCCGAGGACGGCACCCUGAAGCCCGACAACGCUGUCGUCAAGAUGAUGAAUGGCCUCAUGGACGCGUGCGAUAAGAUCGGGCGCAAUAUAAGCCCCGCCCCCUCCUUCAAGAAGUGGGCCGAGGACGCCGGCUUCGACAACGUCACGCAGCAGACCUUCAAGCUCCCCGUUGGCACCUGGGCGAAGGACCAGAGGCUCAAAGAGUGCGGGCUCUACGCGCGCCAGAACUUCCUUGAGGGCGUCCAGGGGUUCACGGCGCAGCUGUUCAAGGACCUCCUCAACGCGGGCGUGAGGGCUGCCGUGAGGGAUAACAAGGUGCAUGCCCUAUUCAAUGUAGUCGUCGUCACGGCCCAGAAGCCGGACGCUCACGACUGGUUGGUUGCGAAGCCGUCAUGUGUUUUAGAAUGCUGUUUGGCAAUGCAUCGAGAAGCGCCGAAACACCCAGGAGGUGAUAGGGUCGAGUAG
This is a messenger RNA of Sodiomyces alkalinus F11, 1247 nucleotides long. RefSeq names its product S-adenosyl-L-methionine-dependent methyltransferase. The record is from RefSeq and is a predicted model, not a curated record. The transcript has 4 exons. Bases 222 to 1247 code for a protein of 341 amino acids. Gene Ontology annotation, molecular function: methyltransferase activity. NCBI's taxonomy places the organism in Eukaryota, Fungi, Ascomycota, Sordariomycetes, Glomerellales, Plectosphaerellaceae.